Molecule: messenger RNA, 7569 nt
Organism: Leptosia nina
Lineage: Eukaryota; Metazoa; Arthropoda; Insecta; Lepidoptera; Pieridae
Source: the annotation of a GenBank genome assembly
AUGGCAAAAUCGAGAAAUUACAGUGCAGUGUUAAAAAUAAAAAUUGAAGAAAGAAAUGAUUAUAGUUAUGACAUAAGAAUGACAAUAUCAAUGAAGGAACAAGAGCCAGUGCCUGGGGAGAUGACAUUUCCCGAGGCAAAAUUGAAAGUGUUAGAAGAUAAAAUAUCUAAUCCUCGUUGGGUGGUGCCAGUUCUACCGGAACAAGAAUUAGAGGCUUUACUAAAUGCUGCUACAGAAUUGGCAGCAAGAGGUGAAGAUGUCAGUAAUCCAAGUUGCCAGCGCUUUUACAAUGAUGCUCUUACAUUAUCAUUUACAAAGAUUCUUACCGAUGAUGCAGUUUCAUCAUGGAAGCUUAACAUCCAACAAUGUGUGCGUUCCAACUGUGAAAAACUUGUUAAAUUAUGUGCCAUGAAAUUAGAUGACCCACGAUUUCUGAAUCUUCUGUCUAUGGCGUUUAAUCCCAAUAAUAAAUUUCAUACAUUCAAUGCAGGGAGAACAUGUGAAGGUCUUACAGUUUCAACUGUAUCUGCUACGGGGCAAGGCUCCACCCAGGAGCCAGAAGUCUAUGCAAAAUCACAGGACCACAGGACACCGAGGGGAUGGCUUGUUCAUCUUAUUAAUGUAUUUGGCCAGGCAGGUGGCUUUGUUAAGAUAAGAGAAAGGUUUGAAAUCAUCAUGGGUUUUAAAAAGUCUGACCUUACUACAUCAGUCAAUUGUGAAGAAAAAGUAAUCAAUGAAAUUAUUGAAAAAGAAAGUGAAGAGCAGAAAGUUGAUGCAACUGAUAGUUUAAUAAGCAGUACUGACAAUAUGGAGGGUUCUGUAUCGUCUCGGUCUGAACAACCAUCCUCAUUAGAAAUGUCAACGUCUGGCGAAACUCGGGUUGCGGCUGUUUGGCAGUUGUUAAGACCGCUUGGGCUGUGUCAUGAUCUUCUCACACCACACACUGUCACUGUAUAUCUCCUACCAGUUUUGGAAUGUAUUCCGACACUACUAGAAAGCUUGACUGAUGACGAACUGAAACGUGAAGCGCGCGGAAGUGAAAAUAAGACUGACACAGUAUCGUGUUUGAUAAGAGCGUGCAAAUGUGUCUCUAUUCGGACACCGCAUCAUCACAGCUUACUCAAAUCACUGGAAUUAUUUCGACUAAAAAUGAUAUUGCGGCUAUUACAAAUGUCAUCGUUUAAUGGAAAAAUGUCGGCUUUAAACGAAAUAAAUCAACUUAUAAGCACUAUAUCCCAGCAACCUAAACCGGAGUGGCUUACACCUGCAGUGAUAACGACGUGGAUAAGAGAAAACGGCGUGGUGGAUAUUGUGUUACGCGACUCUCUGCAUCAGCCUCAGUAUGUUGAGAGAUUAGAGAAAAUGUUAAGGUUUAUGAUUAAGGAAAACUCUCUGACCCGAGAAGACCUGGACGCCAUUUGGAAGGCGCAGCAUGGGAAACACGAGGCGAUCGUCAAAAAUCUUCACGAUCUAUUGGCAAAACUAGCAUGGGACUUCACACCGGAUCAGUUGGAUCAUCUUUUUGACUGUUUUAAGGCCAGUUGGUCUACAUCAAGUAAGAAACAAAGUGACAAGCUGUUAGAAGUAAUUAGGAGACUCGCUGAAGAUGACAAAGACGGCGUCAUGGCCAAUAAAGUAUUAGUGUUAUUUUGGAAUUUGGCGCAUUCGGACGACGUUUGCACUGAAAUAUUGGACUCGACGUUGGCGAAUUUCAUCAAAAUACUCGACUAUAGCUGUAGUCAAGACCGCGAUGCACAGAAAACGCAUUGGUUAGAUAAGUGCGUAGAAGAAUUAAAGAACAACGAGAAAUGGGUGUUGCCAGCAUUGAAAAUGAUGCGUGAUAUAUGUUGUUUGUACGAGUCGGGCGGUACGGCGGGAGUGCGACCUCACGUGACGCGACAGGAGCUCAUUGACCGAUUACAGACUCAACACUCCUUAGUUAUCCUCGUCACGGACUCUCUUACGAAUUAUAUGGACACUGUGCGAGAGAAGUUGACAGUAGAGAAUGAAAUAGAUUGGGACAAUUGGUUGCCCGAUGGCCGAUAUCCGCACGCCGCUCAAGUACACGAGAGACUCAGUUUUUUACGAUUUCUCUUGAAGGACGGACAACUGUGGCUCUGUGCCGAACAGGCCAAACAAAUUUGGGUCUGUCUUGCUGAAAAUCCAGCUCAUAUAGGAGAUCGUGAAGCGUGUUUUCGUUGGUUCAGUAAACUAAUGGGGGAAGAACCAGAUCUAGAUCCUAAUAUUAACUUACAUUUUUUUCGACAAAACAUUAUGACGCUUCUACCGAACCUUUUAACACAUUCGGGAAUCAAAUGUUUUGAGAGAUUUUUCAAAGCUGUUAACUCAAAGGAGGGCAAGUUAAAAGUUAAGCGGCGUGGCUUUCUUCUGAACGACCCUGAUCUCAUAGGAUUAGAUUAUUUAUGGAGAGUGAUAACAGAAUGCGAAGACGAGAUAUCGGCGCGGGGUAUCGAGUUGCUCCGUGAGACGUGCACUUGCACUGGACCAGCUCUUACGCCUGCGCAUCAGCACGAAGCGUUCCUCACGCAGUGCUGCGCACGAACACAACGCCUUCAGAAGGAGAUGGAUGAGGAACAAGAUGCGGUGAAAAAUUGUACAAAGAUGUGUAGAGUAAUUCGUGCCAUACAAGAAUAUAUAAACGAAUGUGAUAGAAAGUUCUCCGCGGACCGUCAGAUCUUGCCGAUCUAUAGGUCGGGCAGAGGACGACAGUGCACCGUUAUAGUGAGGUUCAAUUUUCAAACUGGCCAAAGACAAAUCGACGAUGUCGAACUCUUUUCUCAUUCUAAUGAAACUCUUCAUUCUCUUCGUGUGGCUGUGCAAAGACGGUUGAAGUGUUCGUCUGAAAGCAGUAUAAAGUUAGAAAUGUAUAUAAAUAAGCUGGAGUUAUAUGUAAAUGGGGAACUACUCGACUCGAGUCAUGAUAGAAAAAUACUUUCACAGAUACCAUUAAGGGACAAGACUAUUUUAGUUGCUAAGGUAUAUGACGGGCAAGUAUGUGGCAGUGGCGGUUGUGGGUCAUCUAAUGAGUCUAGUAGUGACAGUAGCGCCACCUCGCCACCGGUACCUCCAACUCCAGAACACGCGUUACCUGGUGUACUAUUUGCACAAGGUUCAUGGUACAUACCGUUCAUUUUGGAACUGGAACAUGUUGGCAUCACCAAAGGCCACGCCCCGUUGACUGAAGCUGCACAUUUACUGUCACAAAUAUGUCCACCUCACAAACUUACAGUAGAAAAAUUGACAGAAGCGCUAUUAUGUAGAGACGAAUCAAAGUUAAAAGAUAUUUUAUAUGGUCCUGCACCGCCCACCGUUGCUUAUAACAUAGAGGUUUUAUACAGUAUGGUAAUGCCUUCAUCCGAUACAAAACUUGAGCGGAAUCGUAGUUUCCAACUUGCGUGCGUAAAGAAGGCACCGCUGUUAGUCAAAUGCUUAUCGGACAGUGAGUUUCUGAAGGGAGCAGCGCCGCACACUAGAAGAGUGGGAUAUUUGGCGCUAGUAAGACUGGCUAAAUUAGCCCUAUACACUUUAGGAUAUCUUUUUGAAAUUCUCGCUCCAGACGGGACAGACGCUACACUAGACAAAGAAUUCAGAAUGGACGUGACAAUAUUACGAGAAGCACUGCAGUCUGUACCCAAUCAGAACUGUGAGAUCAUCGUUAAAGCUAUAGCUGAGAAAUUAGCGAACGCUCUUGCCGAGCAGGUGGUGACGAGUGGUGAAGACAGUGAUUCAGUAUCCUCAUUAGUAUGGUGGCGCGUUCCUACAGCUGCUACAGUGCGUGCCCUCUAUGCCCUUACCUACUCAGUGGCUCAGCCCACGGAAAUGACUGGCUUGGUGCAUUCAGAUGACGUCACGUUGGUACGGGAGUGUAUGGAAGUCGUGACGAUUUGUAUGGCGCUUGGUGGAGGUCAUCUCGAAGACCUGCUGCACGAGUCUUGGUGGCAGGACACGGCAUUAUAUUUGAUGAUUGACUGUCCAAGUGCUCAGGUAAGAGUCUCGUGCGCCGAACAGUUACUGGCUAUGUGUGGAUGGGGUGGUGGGGGCGGUGCUCGGUGCGCGUUGACAGCGCUAGGAGGCGCUGGGGGCGCUGCCACGUUGCCACGCCUCAACCGGCACUCGCGCAACGCACACCAAUUCCUGCAACUGCUCUGUCGCCUUGUUGCACUUGCGGGACCUACUGCAAAGACGCUGGAAGAUCUUGCUACUGAGGUAUCAUGGUUGCGUGCGCUGCGCGACAACCCAGAAGUACUGGACGACACAUUACUCGAGGGACAUUUGAAUCUCACAAAGGAACUAUUUACGCAUGUGCCCGCGCAGGUUAAAUUCCAAUACGGCGCCCACCCCGACCAUAAAGAUUCCGGUCUUAUAAAGGAGGUAGCAACAGAAUUUCUAUGGCCAUACUCCUGGGUGUGGUGCCAUAUGACAGAGUGUGAUCGCGGUGAAGGCUGCGACGAAGAGAUUCCAUCGCCGUUGUGCCGCACUGCUGGGUCGGUGGCUGCAGCGACAGAUUUGCUGCUAGCACUCGUUCAUGGGUGUGUUCCCAAUAUGGCGGCGUUAGCAAACCUCCUACAUAUGAUGUUCUAUAGUGAUAGGAACAUGCCGCUUGCUGAGUGGGAGUACAUGCCGUGCGUUGGUCCCCGCCCUCCCGCUGGUCUCGUUGGACUGAAGAACGCUGGCGCCACCUGUUACAUGAACUCGGUUCUGCAACAGCUCUACUGCGUGCGCGCUGUCAGAGACCCCCUGUUGAUUGUACAAGGUGCCGCAACGGAUCCAAAUGAAGAUUUCUCUGGUGAAUUACAUCUUAACGUCAUGGAAAACAACAUUGAGAAUAGCGCCGACUACAACAUCACGAUAUUGAAACAAGUGCAGGCGAUAUUUGCGCAUUUGCACUACAGCAAACUCCAGUAUUAUGUUCCUCGCGGUCUGUGGGCUCACUUCAGGUUACAAGGUGAACCGGUAAACUUACGCGAACAACAGGAUGCGGUCGAGUUUUUUAUGUCACUAGUCGAGUCCUUGGAUGAGGCUCUGAAGUCGUUAGGCCAAGAACAAUUGAUGGCAAAAACAAUGGGUGGGACCUUUUCAGACCAGAAGAUUUGUAGAGGCUGUCCUCAUAGGUACUGCAAAGAAGAACCGUUUAGUGUGGUCUCCUUGGAUAUUAGGAAUAUGUCGCGGUUACAAGAAUCGUUAGAGGCGUAUGUUCGCGGCGAGUUGUUGGAAGGCGCCGACGCGUAUUACUGUGAUAAGUGUAGCAAGAAGGUGGUAACUGUAAAAAGAUUAUGCUUAAACAAACUGCCUCCAGUUCUAGUCAUACAACUUAAAAGAUUUGAAUACGAUUUCGAAAGAGUGUGCGCUAUCAAGUUCAACGACUAUUUCGAAUUCCCACGAGAUCUGGAUGUUGAGCCCUAUACAGCUUGGGGUCUUGCACGAGCUGAAGGCGAGACGUUGUGGGAAGGUAGCGAGGACUGCGAGAAGGACCCACGUUACACUCAGUACGAACUGAGCGGUAUCGUCGUGCACUCGGGACAGGCUUCGGGGGGACACUAUUUUUCAUAUGUCCUUUUAAGGGACACAGGUUCCGGAGGUCGAUGGGUGAAGCUGGACGACGGCGAAGUGUCCGAAUGCGCGAUGCAUGACGAUGAUGAGAUGAAGGCCCAAUGCUUUGGCGGGGAAUAUAUGGGAGAGGUAUUUGACUCGACGAUCAAGCGAAUAUCGUACAAACGGCAGAAACGAUGGUGGAAUGCUUACAUGUUGUUCUACACGAGGAAGGAUACGAUUGACACAAGUCUCGAACAAACAAUGAAAAGCAUGACGCUAAAAGAAAGUUCCGUACCCAAACCCAUUUGGAAUUCAGUUCGCCGUAGCAACAUCGCCUUUUGCCACAACCAGGACCAAUUUAGCUUGGAACACUUCAAUUUCAUGAAGAAGCUAUGCUGUAUGCGACUCCAACUUCAUCCCGGCUCACAGAGUGCUGUUUGGGGCCCAGAACACGAAGAAAUGUCAAUGUUAGCAGUGCAAAUGGCGACGAAGUUUCUAUUCCAAAUUGGAUUUCAUACGAAAAAAACGUUACGGGGUCCGGCUACAGACUGGCACGACAUCCUAUGUCAGCACUUAAGAUGUUCACAGACUGUGAGGGCCUGGUUCGCGUCAGAUCUUUUUAAGCAUCUGCACAGAUUAGGAGAUUAUUUACUGUCGUGUCCAACGGGUGAUGUCAGAAUAGUGUUCAUGAAGAUUAUCGUGUUCUUGGCGCACUUCUCUGUCCAAGAUCCACCAGUGAACAACGGCUACGGUUCAUGGUGCAGCCGCGAGGAAGCGACGUGCCUAUCUGACCAAGUGCUCUGCAGUGCGCGUGCGCUGGCUGCUCCAGACUCACACACGCAUCGGCUUCCACCGCAUCUGCCUCUACUGUUUAACUUCUUUCACGCGUACGCUAUGCUAGGUGUGCACGAGAAGUACCAGUUACUAAGGCUCAAAAUUUUGGAUAUUGUUCUAUCCGUAUGCAUGGAUGACUCAUACUCGUCUCUCGGGAAGUAUCAGUAUCCAGAAUCGGCAAAAGUACAUCAGGUGGUCUGCGCGUUAGUUCGCUGCUGUGACGUAAGCGCACGGUGCCAGUCGGCGGCCGCCGCUGAUGGUGCGUUGCCUCUGCCGAAUCCGUAUGCGGAGCCCCCGCCCCCUUCGCCGCACUCUCGCCCCACCCUCUCCACUACUGCCGCCGAUAUACUCUAUAAUAAGACUGGUAUCUAUAUGAAAAAACUGACGGAAGAAUGUUGCGGAUGUGAGGAGGGGAUACGACUGAUUCAAUUCCUAUGUUGGGAGCACGCAGGCUGGUCGCGCACCGCGCUCUCAGAGUUGCUCUGGCAGAUGGCCUGCGCGUACUGUCACGAACUGCGACGGCAUUGCGACGCGCUGUCCGCGCUGUUGCUGAUGGAGGACAGCUGGCAGCAACAUCGUAUACACAAUGCUAUUAAGGGUGUAUCAGAGGAAAGACAAGGUUUAUUGGAGACUGGCCUGCGCGCGCGCGGGCACUAUCAGAAACGGACGUACGCGUGCGUGAAGCUAUUAGUUGGCGUGAUGUGUCGUACGCCCCUCGCUGUACGUGCUGUCCACGCCCCACCGGAGGCACGACGCCGCUGGAGGCAGUUACUCUCCUGGCUACAAGAUGAACUGGACCGCUAUGGUUCUGGAUACGGAUCUUACGGGACGUGGUCGCCGCCGGGAACAUCGAAUGAGACAUCCAGUGGUUACUUCUUGGAACGUAGUAAUUCAGCGCGGAAGACGUUAGAGAAAGCCUAUCAACUCUGCCCCGAAGAAGAGGAAGAGGAAGAAACGCGCGAGGCGGGUGAGGGUUCAGGGUCUGGUGGAUCCGGCGAGGUAGCCGACAGCGGCGAGGAGGAGGAGCCUCCCGAUGAGGAGCCACGCCCCUUGCAUCUCGCCCCAGCGCCAGCACCCCCACCACCGCGAGACCCCCCUCGCUGGCCUCUGAAUACAAUCGCUUCUAGUCCGCCUCCAAUUUAUUUAUUGUUUCGCGUUUUCCGCUUAGCCAUAGUUUUAUAG